GACUCGGGGGGCGACACCGAUUUGGGGGGGCGCUAAGCGGAACGUUGUUCCCGCGGCCGCGGUUCCAGCCGGGGCUGUUUUCCGCGCCCGGGGCGGGUUCGGGGCGCGCCGGCGGAAGCGGAAGCGGAAGCGGCGGCGGGCGGGAUGGAGGAGCCCGAGAUGCAGCUGAAGGUGAAGAAAGUGACGGACAAGUUCACGGAGAGCCUCUACGUGCUGGCCAACGAGCCCUCGGUGGCGCUGUUCCGGCUGCAGGAGCACGUGCGCCGCUCGCUGCCCGAGCUGGCCCAGCACAAGUCGGACAUGCAGGGCUGGGAGGAGCAGAGCCAGGGAGCCAUCUACACCGUGGAGUACGCCUGCAGCGCCAUCAAGAGCAUGGCUGGCAGCAGCGUGUACUUCCAGAGCAUCGACAGCCUGCUGCGGCACGCCGUCGCCCUCAAGGAGCAGCUGGGCCAGGGCCGCAGCACCAUCACCCCCCAGCCCAAAAACCCCCCGGGCACUUCCUGAAUUUCCCAACCUCGGGAGAAGAAUGAAAAAAGCACAGGUAGAGGAGCCCCUGCAUUCCCAGGAAAACCAAAACAAGAGCUGGAAAAUCCCAAAUCCUGACUUUUGGGACCUUUUUCCAUGGAAAACCAGGGUGGGCUUGUGUUUAUCCUUCCCAGUUUUUGGGUUUUUUUUUCCCAAAAAAGCCCCAAAUGAGGUUUUGCUUUGGGAAUUUGGUGUGGAAAGCUGGAAUGUGAGCACACUCCACGCUUUUGUUGAGGAGGAAUUCUCCGAGGGGAAACUUUUCCAGCUGCUGCCAAGGAAUUGCUGGGGUUGGUUUGAGUGAGAAGGAGAAUAAAGAGGAAAAAAAACCCAACAAAAAUCCCAAAAAACCAA
Molecule: messenger RNA, 876 nt
Organism: Motacilla alba alba
Lineage: Eukaryota; Metazoa; Chordata; Aves; Passeriformes; Motacillidae
Gene: BORCS8
Product: BLOC-1 related complex subunit 8
Exons: 5
Coding region: 145-504 (119 amino acids)
Cellular component (GO): BORC complex
Source: RefSeq, a predicted model, not a curated record